CUUGCCGUGCUGUUUGUGUGUGACUUGGUGACUCAGCACCCUGUUUGUCAGGCAGUAACAUCUUUGUGCACACUGGAGGUGGCAACAGGAUGUGACGGGAGAAUGGGCUCUGCAGCCAGAUAAGCCGGGGCCCCUCCCCCAGUGCAGCGGGCAGCAGGGGCUGCAUGCGGAUCAUGCCUGUUCCUCAAGGUCCGUGGGUCACGAGCUCCUCUGGGACACCCACACAAUGCUGGCAUUCAGGGAAUCUCUUCGGUUUCUCUGCUAGGGAGAAAUCCUAACUAGAACUUAGGCAGAGCGUUCUGUCCACAGAAGAAGGAAGGGCGCCUAUGUGAAAGCGGCCCGGCCCCCCUCACUUCUCAGGCCCUGGGCAGCCUGCGGAGCUGCCAGCGGCUGGUGGGGGGGACACUCAGCGGAAGCCAUCUUGGGGCACCAUCUUGGGCCUGCUCCGCAUCCUUAGUAGAGAUGCUAAGCAGUGCUUCCAUCUGCAGCGGCAUGGCCUGGCACUUGCUGUGCUCAGGCUUUGUUGCCGGAGGCUGAGUCAUUGCCACAGCCUUGGAAGGCCUCCUGAGUCCUGCCUGAGGCCAGUCCGAGGCACGAGGGCUGCCCCAGCCCGGAGUGACUGCACCCUUGGUCGCUGGCAAAGGCAGGUGAGGCUCUGCUCCUUUGGCAGCCAGGCUUGGCUCGUGCUUUGCUGGAGCAGGGGAUGUCUGUGUCCUGAGAACCUCACUGGCUGGCCUAGGGUGGUGCCCGCCUCUGCUAGGCCGCCUCUUGCCUUCUGCAGUCUCUGGCCUGGAGGAAGGCAUCUGCUGCCACCAGUGCCGCAGCUGUGGCAUCAUCCGCUUAUUAAUGGGCACCUGCAAAGCCGCCGCCUUAGAAAGAUGAAUUGUGAGAUUUGACUCUGCGGCCGGCUCACUGGCAGGCCUGUCGGGACCCUGUCACUGUGGUUGGCCAGGCUUGUGGUUCCUUUGUCCCAGCCAUCCCUGUCGGCAGGCCCAGAACAGGACACAUGAACUAGAGCCAUACAGAGUAACCUAGAGUGCAGCUGAGGCCCCACUCUCCCAGGAGCCUCUCUUGGGAGAGGCAGGGUAGGAGCCAAGGGCAGCUGCAGACAGGGGGCUGGGCAGAGUGGAUGGGCCAGUUACCCAUCUAGUCACCCAGGUUCUUGGUCAGCUUUCUUUGUCUUUCCUAAAGGUGACAGUGCCACUUGUGUAGGAUCAGCGAGGCACUGGUUCUGGGUUGCAGAGCUGGUGUGCACCAGAGGCAGCCAAUUUGAGACCCCAGCACGGUGUCCACAUACUGCCCCGCAUCUGGAGUGAUGGUAUCUGAAGGCCAUUUACUGAUGCAAUGGAAGUUGGUAGAAAAAGCAGUUACCUUAAAUGCUUCUCUGUGAAAUUUGUGUUUGACAGCAAUGUAGGUGGAGCAGGGAAGUCAAGGUCAGAACGGGGGAAAGCUACCGGAGGUAGGAUAGGAGCCCACCAGGCUUGAUGUCGUUGAUAGCCAGCCAGCACACAGCCUCCUGGUUUGUCUUGGAGACUGCUGUGGGCAGGGCAGCUGAGCCAGGGACGAGCAAGGCCUGUGAAGCUCAGAUUGCGGGCACUGCAGUGGCAUGGCAUAUAGGCGCGUGGCGUGCUUCCCCCACUACCCUGUGGCCACUCGUUAUGGUGGCAAGGAGUUCGUGCACAGGGAUAUUCCAGCUAGAGCUGGUCGUGGGGAGGGUUGGCAUGUGUGCCGGCCAGCAUGGCUCCCUCGUCCUUGCACCCCCCGUUUCUUCCAGGGGAUGUGGAGGGGCAGGGAAGAUGGUGAGUUGGAAGAAGGAGAACUGGAAGAUGACGGGGCCGAGGAGACGCAGGACACCUCUGGGGGACCGGAGAGGAGCCGGAAGGAAAAGGGGGAGAAGCACCACAGUGACUCCGAUGAGGAGAAGUCUCACCGGAGGCUGAAGCGGAAACGCAAGAAAGAGCGGGAGAAGGAGAAGAGGCGGUCGAAGAAGAGGAGGAAAUCCAAGCACAAACGCCACGCUUCUUCCAGCGAUGACUUCUCUGACUUCUCGGAUGACUCGGACUUCAGCCCCAGCGAGAAGAGCCACCGCAAGUACCGGGAGUACAGCCCGCCCUACGCGCCGUCUCACCAGCAAUACUCCUCAUCGCACACCACACCUCUGCCCAAGAAGUCCUACUCUAAGAUGGACAGCAAGAGCUACAGCAUGUAUGAGGACUACGAAAACGAGCAGUACGGCGAAUACGAGGGCGACGAGGAGGAGGACAUGGGCAAGGAGGACUACGACGACUUCACCAAAGAACUCAACCAGUACCGGCGAGCCAAGGAGGGCAGCAGCCGGGGCCGAGGCAGCCGAGGUCGUGGCAGGGGCUACCGGGGCCGCGGAAGCCGUGGAGGAUCACGAGGCCGAGGCAUGGGCAGGGGCAGCCGAGGCCGGGGCAGAGGCUCUGUGGGAGACCACCCGGAGGAUGAAGAGGACUUUUACGACGAGGAGAUGGAAUACGGAGAGAGCGAGGAGCCCCUGGGAGACGAUGACUACGACGAAUAUUCCAAGGAGCUGAACCAGUAUCGCAGGUCCAAGGACAGCCGAGGCCGAGGGUUAAGCCGAGGCCGUGGCCGGGGUUCUCGAGGCCGGGGGAAGGGGAUGGGCCGGGGCCGCGGGCGAGGCGGCAGCCGAGGAGGGAUGAGCAAGGGCGGCAUGAACGACGAGGACGACUUCUAUGACGAGGACAUGGGCGAUGGUGGUGGCGGAAGCUACCGAAGGAGUGACCACGACAAGCCCCACCAGCAGUCUGAUAAGAAAGGCAAAGUCAUCUGCAAGUACUUCGUGGAAGGCCGGUGCACAUGGGGAGACCACUGCAAUUUUAGCCAUGACAUUGAGCUGCCGAAGAAACGAGAGCUGUGCAAGUUUUACAUCACUGGAUUUUGCGCGCGAGCCGAGAAUUGCCCGUACAUGCAUGGUGACUUCCCGUGUAAGCUGUACCACACAACUGGGAACUGCAUCAAUGGCGAUGACUGCAUGUUCUCCCACGACCCGCUGACGGAAGAGACGCGCGAGCUGCUAGAUAAGAUGCUGGCUGAUGAUGCUGAGGCGGGCGCUGAGGAUGAGAAGGAAGUUGAGGAACUGAAAAAGCAGGGCAUCAACCCCCUGCCCAAGCCACCUCCCGGCGUGGGGCUCCUGCCCACUCCCCCACGGCCCCCUGGCCCUCCAGCCCCCACAUCACCCAACGGUAGACCCAUGCAGGGCGGCCCUCCGCCACCACCGCCGCCCCCACCACCGCCCCCUGGGCCCCCUCCGAUGCCCAUGCCAGUGCAUGAGCCCCUGUCCCCGCAGCAGCUGCAGCAGCAGCAGGACAUGUACAGCAAGAAGAUCCCUUCCUUGUUUGAGAUCGUGGUGCGGCCCACGGGACAGCUGGCUGAGAAGCUGGGCGUGAGGUUCCCUGGACCCGGUGCACCUCCAGGACCAAUGGGUCCUGGGCCCAACAUGGGGCCUCCAGGGCCUAUGGGGGGCCCCAUGCACCCUGACAUGCACCCAGAUAUGCAUCCUGACAUGCACCCAGAUAUGCACCCGGACAUGCCAAUGGGCCCUGGCAUGAACCCUGGCCCGCCCAUGGGCCCCGGUGGCCCCCCAAUGAUGCCCUAUGGUCCUGGAGACUCCCCGCAUUCUGGAAUGAUGCCUCCCAUCCCACCAGCCCAGAACUUCUAUGAGAACUUCUACCAGCAGCAGGAGGGCAUGGAGAUGGAGCAAGGACUCAUGGGGGAUUCAGAGGACUACGGGCACUACGAAGAGCUGCAGGGGGAGCCUGGGGAGCGCCUCUUCCCCGAGCACCCCGUGGAGCCCGACAGCUUCUCUGAGGGAGGGCCCCCAGGCCGGCCGAAGGCGGGCGCCGGUGUCCCCGACUUCCUGCCCUCGGCCCAGAGGGCCCUGUACCUGAGGAUCCAGCAGAAGCAGCAGGAGGAGGAGGAGAGAGCGAGGAGGCUGGCUGAGAGCAGCAAGCAGGACCGGGAGAAUGAGGAAGGGGAUACCGGCAACUGGUACUCGAGUGAUGAGGACGAGGGCGGAAGCAGCAUGACCUCCAUACUGAAGACCCUGAGACAGCAGACGUCCAGCCGGCCCCAGACUGCGGCUGGGGAGCUGAGCGGCAGUGGGCUGGGGGACCCUCGCCUCCAGAAGGGACACUCCACAGGAAGCCGACUGGCUGACCCGCGCCUAAGCCGGGACCCCAGACUCAGCCGUCAUGCUGAGGCUGCUGCAGGACCAGGCCUGGGGGACACGGGGCCCUGUGACCCCCGACUUGCUCGCUCCCUGCCUGCCUCCAAGCCUGAGAGUGCCCUCCAUUGCAGCCCCGCAGGCCCAAGCAGCUCCAAGGGCUCUGGGCCGACCACCACCGAAGAGGAGGACGGAGAGCGGGCCCUGCGGGAGAAGGCUGUGAACAUCCCGCUGGACCCGCUGCCCGGACACCCGCUGCGGGACCCUCGGUCACAGCUGCAGCAGUUCAGCCAUAUCAAGAAGGAUGUGACCCUGAGCCGGCCGACCUUCGCCCGCAACGUGCUCUGGAACCCGGAGGACCUAAUCCCACUGCCUGUCCCCAAGCAGGAUGUAGUGCCCCCUGUGCCUGCUGCCCUGCAGGCCAUGCCCACACUGGACCCCAGGUUACACCGGUCCACCUCCUCGGGGCCCACGAGUGCCCGGCAGCGCCCAGGUACCUCUGCGGACCCCAGCGUGCCUGGCUCCAACCUGCCCGACUUCGAACUCCUCUCUCGAAUCCUCAAGACUGUUAAUGCUACCGGCCCCUCCUCAACAGCCCCUGGCACGAGCGACAAACCCAGCGACCCCCGGGUGCGAAAGGCCCCCACUGACCCUCGGCUGCAGAAACCAGCUGACCCAGCGGCCUCCCGGGCGGCCAAGCCCAGCCCCCCUGAAGCAGCCUCCCCGUCCUCCAGCCCCAGCGGGGAGUCCUCUCCACCAGCAACGGCUCCCUACGACCCCCGCCUGCUGGCCGCCGGCGGGCUGGGCCAGGGCAGCAGCUGUGGGCAGAGCAGUGUGCUGAGUGGCAUCAGCCUUUAUGACCCGAGGACUCCCAACGCUGGUGGCAAAGCCACAGAGCCAGCUGCUGAGGGGGGUGCCCAGCCCAAGGGCACCGAGGGCAACGGCAAAGGUGCGGCCUCCAAAGCCAAGGAGCCUCCCUUCAUCCGCAAGUCCGCCCUGGAGCAGCCCGAAGCAGGGAAGGCCAGCAGUGCCGAGGGGGGCACGGCCACAGACCGCUACAACAGCUACAACCGGCCCCGGCCCAAGACCACCACGGCCCCGGCCGGGGCCACAGCCACCCCGCCCCCCGAGGGUACUGCACCCCAACCUGGGGUGCACAGCCUGCCCGUGCCCACCCUCUUCGGGACCGUGAAGGCAGCACCCAAGUCGGGCUCAGGAAGCCCGUUUGCAGGCAACAGCCCAGCCCGCGAGGGGGAGCAGGACGCCGGAUCGCUGAAAGAUGUUUUUAAAGGCUUUGACCCCACUGCCUCCCCCUUCUGCCAGUAGUGCAAAGCGCUCUUUUCCACCCGCCCCAGGGUGCCGAUCUAGGGCGCUGGAGCCGGGGAUUUAGGGGUGGGGUGGCUCUGGGUGAUCUUUCCUUUUUCUUUGUUUCUUUUUUCUUUUUUUUUUUUUUUUCCUGAGCAGUACUUCCUUUGAAGCUUAUAAAUUGUAUGUAAACACCUUCAGUUCUGGUCAGUGCUGCGGGGCUCCUGGCCUCCCACUGCGAUCCCACUUGGACACUGGAGCCGUUACAGGUCCACAUGCCUCGGUGGAGGUGGAUCCCCGGCCUGGUGCCCCGGGGUCUGGUGGGUUUUCUAGGCAAAGCUUGGCAACCCUUGGCGCUCACCAAAGGACAGCAGGCAUCCAAGAAGGCACUGAGAGCAGCAGGAGCUGGAGGGGAGACUGAGGCAGGCCUGGUAGGAGUAGGGUUGAGCAGUGCCAGGACUGUGGGCUCGGCAGCAUCCUUGGUGUCCCGUGCUGGGAGGCGCAGAUUCCUUGGCACCCUGGGUGCUUUGCUUCCUGCACCCAGUGCAGAUCAUGCCCUGCAGCCUGCAGCUGGAGGGCCCCUCGGAGCCAGGUGGACCUUCUGUCAGUAUUACCUGCCCUCCCCUGUCCUGUCCCAAGGGGUCUGCCCACCGCCUCAGUGGCCGCCGCGCCCCGGUGCCUGCACCGCCCCGGCGCUUGAGGAUAGCUCAAGGAUCCGCAGUGUGUCCACUCCGCCAGAGUCCUAAGCAGGGGACCUGGGACAGCUGUGCCCGCUUGACCCGUGGUGGGAGUCCCGGGGCUGGCUGGCUCACUGUGUGCUAUGUGCUUUCAUUUGUGUACUAUUUCCCAGGGGGGCCUAUGGGAAGGAAAGAAGGCUGAAGCCAGUUUGGGGUGGGUGGGCUACACUGGGGCCCUCCUUUUCCAGGAGGGGCGGGUAUCUGUUGGCGCUGGCUCCUCCGCAGCCCUGCCACGAUGGCUGAGGGAGGUACGUGUAGCCACAGCCCUGUGCACAAGGCCUGAGGAGGCUGGGCAGUGGGCAGAGACCCCGAGUCCUUCAUGGGCGCAUUCCCUGCUAACAGUGUGCAGAGGUGGGGGGCCCUCCAUCGAAGACUUCCCUCCCGUUCUUCAGAAGGAAAAUACAAGAUCCCGAGUCAUUUGGGAGUGGGAAGCUGGGUAGGGAAGGCCAGCAGGGUCCGUGUGCGGGGGUUGGGUCUGCGUGAUCUGCCCGCCUGGUCUGUUUUGUUUUGAAGAAUCAUCAGUGAGGUUGUUCCCCAGCCCCCAGCUGGGCCACAGCCACGGGUUUAUGAGAUGAGUAAGAAUACACGGUGUAGCGAUGUUUGCGUUUUUUUUUUUCCCCUCCUUUUGAGAUUUUUUUUUUUUUUUGGUUAAAAAAAAUACUUUUUUAAAACCAAAAUCUUUGGAUGAAAUAAAUAGAAGCUGGAACCGUCCUCUUGGAAUGUUCAGCCUAAGAACCUCAUGGGACAUGAAUUUCCCCCAAAUUCUCUUUUGCCAUCAGGCCGAGCUUUUAAAGAAAAAAAAAAAAUUGUUCUCUAACCAGGAUUGUAACAAAAGUGUAAAUACUAUUUCAGAGUUGAAGUUGAUGGUGCAAAUAUGUAUAUAACGUACUGUAUUUUUACAAUGAUCGUCGCAUGACCCUCUCCACCCCCUUUUUGUACUCCAUAUCUGUCUUCCAGAAAUGUCACCUGCCUUUUCUCCUGUGGUCUCUUAAUCCGAUAAUUGUAUUACUGCCAUUAAAGGAUGCAGUUAUUUUAAAAA
Molecule: messenger RNA, 7288 nt
Organism: Ochotona curzoniae (black-lipped pika)
Lineage: Eukaryota; Metazoa; Chordata; Mammalia; Lagomorpha; Ochotonidae
Gene: ZC3H4
Product: zinc finger CCCH-type containing 4
Exons: 14
Coding region: 1607-5533 (1308 amino acids)
Biological process (GO): negative regulation of DNA-templated transcription
Cellular component (GO): nucleus
Molecular function (GO): RNA binding; metal ion binding
Source: RefSeq, a predicted model, not a curated record